Molecule: messenger RNA, 2607 nt
Organism: Mugil cephalus (flathead mullet)
Lineage: Eukaryota; Metazoa; Chordata; Actinopteri; Mugiliformes; Mugilidae
Gene: trit1
Product: tRNA isopentenyltransferase 1
Exons: 10
Coding region: 1052-2194 (380 amino acids)
Biological process (GO): tRNA modification
Cellular component (GO): mitochondrion
Molecular function (GO): tRNA dimethylallyltransferase activity; ATP binding
Source: RefSeq, a predicted model, not a curated record
GUUUCUGGAAAGCACAAGGGGCAGUAAUUUCUGGAACACCUAUUUCCAUGCUUCUGCUAGGAAAAGUCGAUUUGAUUUUUAUUAAUUGGUCUGGAGCUUUGCGUGUGUGAGUGUGUGUACAUGUAAAAGAUCUUCUGUGUCCCUGUUUUGUCAGUGUGUCUUCCUGCAGAUGUUGAAAAUGAGAGGAGAGAGAUCACUAGAGAUGGUAUUUAUAGAGUCUGUGUCUGUGGUGCAUCUCCUCACACACACACACACACACACAGACUCUGGGCAGUCACACCCUCCCGCAGACACUGGCCGUCACACAGAUGUGGAGAGAGAAGGCGAUAACUAGAGAGGGUAUUAAUAGAUCAGGAUGGUAUGCACACACUCAAUGAUGCAGCAAGGGGAUGCGGUAGCUCCUAGAAUAGGCUCAGUGUAGCGUGAGCCUGCUGGUGGGAAGAGAUGAAUACAGAUUAUUGGGGAUAGAAGCAAUUUUAAACUAAAAGCAUGGGAGAGAGAUGAUAGAGACAGAUAAUAAAAAGGAAGCAGCGUGUGACAGCCAGAGAAGACUGACAAGCUGGAGAAGUUCAAAGACGCAGGACCUGGUGACACAUCAUCAGCUAUCAGUCCUUCACUUAACAUGCCAUUCACAUAAACUCCCUCUUUCUAUACUCCUAUCUUCCUCCUGUCUUGCUCUCAAUCUUGAAGCAUCUUUCGUAUUCCCUCCUGAGAAACGAAAGAAAUGCACCCCUGUACAUACCGACAUAUGUGUGUUUGUCAAAGAGAGGAGGUGAGGGACGAUGCCUGAUGGGCCUUUAUCUAGUAUGAGUGGUUAUUUAAUUAUCCCAGAGUAGAGAAGGUGGCUGGCUGGAGGGAGGUGGAGAGAGGAGGGAAAGGAGCAAGAUGAGGGGAGAUGCGACAGAAAAAGAGAGAGAGGAAACGAGGCGUGGCCCUCUGUCUGUGUGACCAUUGAUGCGCAUUCAUGUAAAACCUGUCAUCCUGGAAUUCUUCAGUUGGACAUACUGUGCAUCGAUCAGCUUCUUCCUUGACUUACUCCAACAUAGACGACAUGCACAGCAGAAACAAGUUGCCGAUCAUUGUUGGAGGAACAAACUAUUACAUCGAGUCUCUGCUGUGGAAGAUUCUGCUGGAUUCAGGGCAGGAGAAUGAGGAGCCGGAGGCAGGAGGAGAUGCAUCCCCAAAAAGGAAGCUGGAAUUGGAGAAACUGGGAGGGCCGGAGUUACAUAAACAACUAGCCGAGGUGGACCCUGAAAUGGCGGCCAUGUUACACCCCAAUGACAAGCGCAAGAUAGCCAGGAGUCUUCAAAUCUACAAGGAAACAGGCAUCCCCCAUAGUCGCUGGCUGGAGGAGCAGAGAGGCCAGGAGGGAGGCAGUGGUCUUGGGGGCCCUCUAAGAUUCCCAGAUCCCUGUAUCUUUUGGCUGCAUGCUGACAUGGAGACUCUAGACAAGCGGCUGGAUGAUCGCGUAGAUGACAUGUUGUCUGCAGGACUGAUUGAGGAGCUCAGAGACUUCCAUGUUCAAUACAAUCGUCAGAAAGUCCAGGAUGAUAGUCAGGACUAUCAGCAUGGGAUUUUCCAGUCGAUUGGCUUUAAGGAGUUUCAUGACUACCUGACUACUCCUGAAAGCAUCGUCCUGCAGGAGAAGGACAUACUACGAGAAAAAGGUAUAGAAGCUUUAAAGAUCGCUACGAGGCGCUAUGCCCGCAAACAGAAUAAAUGGGUCUGCAACCGCUUUCUUAAACGACCAGGAGUCAACAUCCCAGCAGUGUACGGCCUGGAUGUGACGGAUGUUUCAAGGUGGGAGGAGACAGUGCUGAACCCUGCACUGCAGAUACUUGACAGUCUCAGUAAGAAUGAGAAGCCGGCUGUUGAACCAGUCAGAGUAGAGGGGGCGGAGCAGAGAAACAAGCGGAGCUGCCACACCUGUGACCUGUGUGACAAAGUGAUCAUCGGUGACCUGGAGUGGACAGCUCACCUGAAAUCCAAGAAGCAUCACUAUCAUGUGAGGAAGAAGAGGAAGGCUGAUCCAGCCUGUGACCAGUCUCUGAGUGCUGGUGCACCUCCUAUCUCGGGAGGAGAGACUGUCUCAAAGGACUUUUGUGCUGCUGUUGCCCCGGGCUGCAGUGAAACCUCUAAGGACUCCUCUAAAAACACCAGGACAACGCACAAGGAAGUACCUGUGACGUUUUAGAAGCUGCACUGCCUCUGGACUACUACUAUUUACAUACAGGUUGCACAAAUAUUUCCAAUGCAAUGUUUCCUCACAGUCCUAAUAGGGAUACUUCAUUGCUUCCCAUAGAGUUGAAUGGAAUUAAUGGCGCUGAAUUGUACUGGCCUGUUUGCAUUGUAGUGUGGAAUCAAAAAGAUAAAGUAGAUGUUUUAUGGAGUGUUUUUUUACUCCAUUUGCCUACCUGCAACUUUUUUUUUAAUAUUUAGAGAAAGGUUUAUUUUUCUAUUGUGUUUUAAAUGAUGUGCCAAAUUUUUAUAUGCAUGCGAUCAGCUGAAAAUCUUCCUAAAAUAUUUCAGGUUCUUUCAGGUAAUUCAAGCUUCAGGCAGGAUACCUUACUUAAGUUAUACAUUUUCAAUAAACUAAUAAUAACAGGU